AUGUCAGAGGACGUUGAUUUCGUUGUAGCACUGAUGCUGGGUGCUGUCCUAGCAGCUGCAGGGCUUCCUUCGGAGAACAUUGUGUACCCGAGAAUCAUUCAAUCGAGAGAUCAGAAUGGCGAAAAGACGCUCUACAUCCGACCCGGACUCGUGCUGAGCCUCGAAAAAAGCCGAGUGUUUUCGGACAAUUUUGUUUUUUCAAUAGACGACGGUGUAAAUCGACAAGACAAACUCAUGAAUGGCAAGGAACUAGAAAAGAAUUUGUAUCAAGACCGAGACCACAGCUCCGUUGUCUCUGUUGAGGAAGAAGAGGGAGCUGUGCAAGUGAGAGGAACCCUCAGCCACAAAUUCUCAAUCGAGCCAAUUGCGUCUGGUCGCCGGUCAGAAGAUGAUCUCAUUGCUCACAGAUUAUUAGAUCUUGAGGACAUCGAUAAUCCACUCGGCGACGACUCUGUGACAAAGAGGCGAUUAGUGAACCUGAUGUACAAACAACUGACCAAGCCUAGAAUACAGUUCAUCGUCCUGAGCAUUACGAAACUCACGAACUACACGUUCAGUUAUCUCAGGACCCAUCCUAAAACUAAUCGAACGUUUAUCGAUCUUUGCAAAACUAUCGGAACCAUGAACAGAUACUCGAACAGAAUGUUCAAUAGGACAACGCAGGAUGCUAUCGUCUAUGUCUCGGGGCUCUCGGGCGCAGGUAUUUCUGGAUGCUCAUUUGGUUGCCGCGUGUGCAAGAAGAACCCCAUCACCACACAAUCGAUGAGGGUAAUAGACCAACCUAGACUAUCGGACGCCCAAGUCCUAGCUCACAAAAUGGGACACCUGCUCGGAAUGAAUCACGAAGGAGAGUGUCCUAGGACUUACACACCGGGAAAUGAAAAGCUCCGUUGCAAAAAGCAGGAAUUCGGAUACGUGUUGGGUUCCGGCAAACCACCGCACUAUUUCUCGCGUUGCCUUCAAGACCAAGUGAGAGGCUGUCUGAUGUAA
This is a messenger RNA of Ixodes scapularis (black-legged tick), 990 nucleotides long. RefSeq lists its product as uncharacterized. The record is from RefSeq and is a predicted model, not a curated record. Lineage: Eukaryota; Metazoa; Arthropoda; Arachnida; Ixodida; Ixodidae. The transcript has 10 exons. Gene Ontology annotation, biological process: proteolysis. Gene Ontology annotation, molecular function: metalloendopeptidase activity. The coding region runs from base 1 to 990 and encodes 329 amino acids.